Metopolophium dirhodum (rose-grain aphid) is the source of this 3623-nucleotide messenger RNA. It is a transcript of the gene Sqor, whose product is annotated as sulfide:quinone oxidoreductase, mitochondrial. The record is from RefSeq and is a predicted model, not a curated record. Gene Ontology annotation, molecular function: FAD binding; sulfide:quinone oxidoreductase activity. The transcript has a single exon. Gene Ontology annotation, cellular component: mitochondrion. NCBI's taxonomy places the organism in Eukaryota, Metazoa, Arthropoda, Insecta, Hemiptera, Aphididae. The coding region runs from base 898 to 2163 and encodes 421 amino acids.
ACGACGACCACAACUGAUCACUUUAUACUCUACAGUUCUGAGUUCUAGUAGUAUGUUGUAUGUACGAUCCACGACAUCGCAAGUACGAGUUGAGCAUAACGAUUUUUUUUUACUUUCGUUUGAUAAAUCGUAUUAUUUUCAAGCAGUUAGUUUCUGGUUAAGACUUGGUACACUGUUACAACAAUCAAUAAUUUAUAGACACGUAAAUACGUAAUCAUCUGGGAAGUGAUAAACAGGACGUCAUACUAUUACUGCUGAUUUUGAAACAACGGACGGACGGUCGGACGUCGGCGAUUGACCGAAUACACAGUGUUGAACCAAACGUUGAGAAAGGUGAACAAUAUUCUAUUUUUAAAUCAGAUCCACGCAUCUCUGAGAACGCGGUUAUCAACUUACAGCGUCGGUGUAAUAAUGUAUAGUACACCGACAGGAAGCACAGUGAACGAGUUAAGUACUUAAGUAGUUAAUCAUAUAUUUAUUAUAAUCCGCAAUCGACACUCCACGAUUAGCAUAGUCCAUAUUAUUGAUUAUUACAUAAUACAUAUUAAUAUUAAAUACUCGAUGUCUCGAUAUGAUUAGAAUUUCACCGCCAAAGGUGUAUACUGUACUUCUGUAGACCUACACAACCUACACGAUACGAAAUAACGAGUAUGACGAGUUUGUUGAACAUAACAUUAUAAUAUUAUUUACUGAAAUAUUUUAACCUUGGAUAGCAAGUUUUAUAAUACAAUUAUUAGUCAUCACUUGUUGAGUUUAUAGAUAACAGAAAUAAUCUCGGACAUAUCAACGUAAUUAGUAAUUAGUGAUAGUUUGAAAAAUACAUCAAAAUAUAAACAUAAACAGCUAUUAACCCAGAGAUUAAUAACAACUAAAGAACAACUUUAAAAUUUUUUCACAAUGUUUUCAAAUUGUGUAAUUACUAGAAACAUUCAGCAUAGUUGUAAAUUGUUAAUUGUUGGUGGAGGUUCUGGAGGAUGUACGAUGGCAGCUAAGCUCUCAAAAUAUGAACGUGAUGUGAUCAUACUGGAGCCAAAUGAUAAACACUACUAUCAACCUAUGUUCACAUUGAUUGGUGGUGGUAUAAAAACUAUUUCCCAGUCCCGUUCUUCAACAAAAUCAGUGAUUCCAAAAAAUGUAAAUUGGAUCCAGGACAAAGUCAAAAGUUUUAAUCCACAAGGAAAUAUUGUAACGAUAUCAAACGGAGACACAAUUAAUUAUGAUUAUAUGGUGGUGUCUGUUGGAUUGCAAUAUAAUUAUGAUCAAAUCAUUGGCUUAAGAGAAGCCCUUGAUAAAAAAGAUAGUGGAGUUUGUACUAACUAUUCAUCUCAAUAUGUGGAAAAAACUUAUCAAGUUUUGCAGAAUUUCAAUGGUGGAAAUGCAAUAUUUACAUUUCCUAAUACACCGAUUAAAUGUGCUGGAGCUCCUCAAAAAAUUAUGUAUAUUGCCGAAGACUAUUUAAGAAGAAAAGGUAAAAGAAACAAGGCGAAUAUUAUAUACAAAACGUCUACACCUGCAAUAUUUGGAGUUAAAAAAUAUGCACAGAAGUUACAGCAAAUAUGUAAUGCACGCAAUAUUUCUGUGGGCAAGAGACAAAAUUUAAUACAAAUAGAUUCUACCCAGAACAAAGCCACUUUUGAAUUUCUUGAUGUAGAAAAUAAAACUGAAUCACUAGAAUACUCUAUGCUUCAUGUAACUCCACCAAUGGGUCCACCAGAUGUUCUAAUGAAAUCCAGUCUCAGCAACAGUGCUGGGUAUUUAGAUGUUGAUCCUUAUACAUUAAGGCACAAUGUUUAUGGAAACAUAUUUGGAAUUGGAGAUUGUACGAGUUGUCCGACAUCAAAAACAGGAGCUGCAGUAGCAGCACAAAGUAUUGUUGUUCUUAAAAACAUGAUAAAUGUGAUGAAUGGUAAGGACAUCAGAGAAAAAUAUGAUGGAUACACAUCUUGUCCAUUAGUUACUGGAUAUAGCAAAUGCAUUCUAGCAGAAUUUGAUUAUGACCUUAAACCAUUAGAAACAUUUCCAAUAAACCAAGGGAAUGAAUUGCGCAUCAUGUUUUUAAUGAAGAAACACGCACUACCAUUUAUUUACUGGAAUAUAAUGCUUAAAGGUUAUUGGAACGGCCCUAAAAUUAUAAGGAAAAUCAUGCAUUUUGGUCUCGAUUAGAAUUAGAAAAAUAAUAAUGAUGUAGUAAAAUAACAAUACUUUUUAUGGGUAUAAUCAUUAUUAUAGACAUUAAGCAUUAAAUGCUAUAUAUUGUAGUGACAACAAAAUUAUUAUUAUUAAAUAAUACCAACCAUUUUAAACACUAUAAUUAAUUUAAUUAAUACCUAAUAGCUAUUAUUUAUCAUAUUAUGUAUUAAUACUUUAGAUUUUUAAUUAUUUGUAGUUUGUACAUUAAUUGCAUGAAUUAAUGUCUUAAUAGUCUAUAAUACUAAAUAUAAUAUUCCAAAUAAUUUGAUUCUGGAUAUUAAAAUAACAAUUGGGUAUCUAAUCUAAAAAAUAAUUAAAACUUGUAAAUAAGUAUACAGUGAGCAGUUUUACUAAUUUAAUGUUUAAGUAAUAAAAUAAAAAUAUUACCUGUGAUUUGAGUGUCAAUGAAAUGUGAUUUAUGACCAAACUCAGAAGUAUCUAGUAUUGUAUCAUUAAAAUCUGCUAAAUUAUUAUUUUCAGUUUGGGAUAUUUCAUCAUCUAUGAAAUAUUUAACAUUUUUAAUUGUUACUUACUUCAAAACUACUAUUUUAAAAUAAUAUGUAAUAUAUAUUUACUAUUGUUGUUGUAUAAAAUGUCUUCAUUAUUAGCUUCAAUUACAAGUUGAACUAAUCCAUCAAUUUCAUCAGAAACGACAACAUGGUCUUCAAUCAAAUGGCACUGAAAUUUAAAAUAAAUAAGCUAAACGUGUUUAUAAUAUUAACCUAUUAAUUAUAUUCCAAAUGUGAAAUUAAAGUAAAUUUCAUAUAUCAGCAAAAAUAAAAUAAUUUGUAGUAAGAAAAAUAGUACAUUUCUACUUUACGGGACACCUUUUUUUUGCAAUUUUUCUUUUUGAAACGGAUGCAGUUGAGUACUUAAGUAGGUAUACUGAAAACGAUGGUGAAGUCAGAAUUUGAUGCUCGGGCAUAGAUUCAAAGGUAGAAUAUAAAGCGUAGGGAAAAUAAUAAGAGUGGAUAUACGGCUGUUAUCCUGUGACCAACUUGAGGUGGUGUUGCAAAUAGCAAGUCGAGGGAUAUUUUUGAUUAAUAUAAUUAGUUAAUAUUUUCGAUAUUGUCCGAGCACAGCGGGCAUCACUGGCGUCCCCGACAAAAAAAGGCCCUAAUAAGGGUGUCUCGUAAAGUAGAAAAGUUCCGAAAAAAUCACAGAAGUUUUUAAUUUAUACCUACGUUGUUUUACGAGAGAUUAAAAAAAAAGUUAAUUUAUUUUGUAUGAACAAUACCUAACCAAGUCUUAAUCCAGAAUAUUAUUCCUUUUAUAAAAAUAAAAUAUUUUAGUAAAUGUAGGUAUUUCAGAAAUUUUGUAAGUAUAUAUUAUCAAACAUUUACUUAAAUAAUUUACAUAAAAUAAUUUUUAUAUUGUUUUAAUAAGAUUAACGUAUAUAAUUGAAACACUAAAAUAGUGAUUUUUGAUGAUAA